UAAUCGCAAAUCGCAAGCAGUUGCCCGGUUCCUCUCUUUAGUUUUUUCCUUUCCCUCUCUUUUAUCGUUCCUAUUUUAAAUUUAAAUACAGCUGCCGCCGCUGCCGUCAAAACUCACAACCACGGCGCCACCGCUCUCCACUCGCCGGCAGAUCACGGCACCGCUGAUACAAAUUGACAAAAGGCGAAUCCAUCAACAUGGAUAGGAUCAGUUACUUACCGAACACUAUCCUUUGCGACAUUCUCUCGUACCUCCCAACAAAACAAGCUGUAUCCACCAGCAUCCUCUGUCGCAGGUGGCGCCAUGUUUGGAAGGAUCUCCAAGUCCUUAACAUAGAUGAUAUGCACUUUUGGUCCUCUGGGAGAGCCAGCUUUGAUUCUUUUGUCAAUGCUAUUCUAGCUCAGCGCAAUGCAGAUUCGUACCCCAUCGAAAAGUUUCACCUCACUUGCGAAAAAUUUGAAGAGGAUCCCAUCCCAACAUGGCUUAAUGCCGUCAUUGGCCCCCAUCUUCAGGAACUGUAUCUCAGUCUUAAUGUAAUGGUUGGAACCAACAUGCCUAAAGCCAUAUUCACUUGUACAUCACUUAAAUCCCUUAUUUUGAAACGUGAUAUUUCAUUGUAUUAUGGUCCGGAGUUUCCAGAUGUAUAUCUGCCAUCCCUCAAGAACCUAGAGUUGGAUAUCGCCAAUGUGGACAACAAGCUUUUAUCUGGAUGCCCUGUUCUUGAAAAUCUGAAGCUCAUUCUACUUGACAUGACCCCAGAAGGUUGUGUUUAUAUACCUGCAAUUCAGAUGCCUCGGACAUUGAAGAGUUUAACCUUUGAAGAUUACACUAUCAUGUGGGAAGAGAUUAAUCGUGUGAUAGACACACCAUCUCUUGAAUACCUCUAUUUGAAAAUAGUGACCUCGGGGAUUUGUGAGCUACAGGUUUCGGCUAGCUAUUUUCCCAACAUGGUGGAGGCACAUCUUGAUAUUCAGGAAGAAGAGUCACAUCUUGAUAUUCACGGUGAACCUGUUGAACAUGUCUGUUUGGUCCCCAUGCUUCUCCAGGCACUUCGUGAAACAAAGUUGUUGGCAUUGAAACCUUACACAACACGGUGCUUAUUUAGUGCUCCAGCUUUCAAGUUUCCAGAAUUUCACCGAUUGCUCAAUCUAGAGCUUGAUGUUCCAUUUUUCAACACAAACUUCCUGCUAAACUUCCUUCACAGCUGUUAUGUACUUGAAGCUCUCGUAAUUCGUAUUUGUAAGGAAGUCUAUGUCCGCACCAUGGACUAUAAUGGACCAACACCACCAACCAUGGUUCCCAGUUGUAUGACAUCACAUCUCAAGAGUUUUGAGUUUAGAGAAUAUCAAGAUGCUGCAGAUGAGCGUGAAUUUAUUACAUAUCUUUUAAAAGGAGGAUUUGUUUUGAAGACAGUGACAAUUCAUCUUAAAUCUGAUUUCGACAUAGUGACAAAGUACAAUAUUGUCAAGGGUUUAUCUGUUAUACCUAGGAGCUCUACAAUAUGUCAGUUAAAUUUCGUUGAUUAAAAUCC
Molecule: messenger RNA, 1531 nt
Organism: Arachis ipaensis
Lineage: Eukaryota; Viridiplantae; Streptophyta; Magnoliopsida; Fabales; Fabaceae
Product: FBD-associated F-box protein At4g10400-like
Molecular function (GO): protein binding
Source: RefSeq, a predicted model, not a curated record